AACUUCUGCAAACUCACUUCAAAGUUUCCCAACACUAACGGUGGCGUUCCCUUUCAAAUUUUUGUUGGCUUGUUUGUUUACAUGGCUUUGGUUGAUUAAUAAUAACAAUAAAUAGCAAGUGGCUCACUCAGUCUGUGAAACAAAGCAAACUAUGUUGUCCAAUCGGGCCUUUGGAGAAACAAUUGAGGACUAUGAAGUACAGCACUUGUUGGGCAAGGGCGGUUUUGCGAGUGUCUACAAGGCGAGAUGCCUGCACACUCACCAAGAUGUGGCCAUUAAGAUGAUCGAUAAGAAACUGAUCCAAGGCACUGGGCUCACCAACCGCGUUCGACAGGAAGUGGAAAUCCACUCCCGCCUGAAGCACCCCUCUGUUCUCCAGCUGUACACCUUCUUCCAGGAUGUCAACUAUGUGUACUUGGUGCUGGAGCUGGCCCACAAUGGGGAGCUUCAUCGCUACAUGAACCAAAUUGCUAGACCCUUCACAGAGGCGGAAGCUGCCUCCAUAUUAAAGCAGGUGGUGGCGGGUCUACUGUACCUGCACUCGCACAACAUCAUGCACCGCGAUAUCUCGCUUUCCAACCUGCUGCUAAGCAAGGAGAUGCACGUGAAGAUUGCUGACUUCGGAUUGGCCACCCAACUGAAGCGACCGGAUGAGCGGCAUAUGACAAUGUGUGGAACUCCCAACUAUAUAUCUCCGGAAGUGAUUUCCCGGGUGUCCCACGGCUUGCCAGCGGACGUCUGGAGUGUUGGGUGCAUGCUGUACACGCUGCUGGUUGGACGACCGCCCUUUGAGACCGACGCCGUGCAGUCAACGCUUAACAAAGUGGUCAUGUCCGAGUACCUAAUGCCGGCUCAUUUGUCCUAUGAGGCGCAGGACCUGAUAAACAAGUUGCUGAAGAAACUUCCACACGAACGCAUUACCCUCGAGGCGGUGCUCUGUCAUCCUUUUAUGCUGAAAAGAUUGGAUAGUAGCACAAGCGGUGGCCACUCGACGCCGGGAGUGUUCAGCCAGAGCCUGGAAAGCGGUGACAGUGGAAUCAUAACGUUUGCCAGCAGUGAUUCAAGGAACUCCCAGCGAAUUCGUUCUGUGGACAACUCGGGGCCACAACAAGUGCUUCCCCAAAUACAGGAGGAGUUCAUGCAGGAUCACCAUCGACGAACUUACGAGCAGCCUGGUUUAUUUCGGCAAGCAUCAACUGGAGUGGCAGAGCAAAAUUGGCCAAGAACUGCUCAGGUUCCAGCUUUUCGCAUGGAUAUGGAUAUGGUACAAACUUCCAGACCAGCGCCUCUUAAGGAAGAGCGCAUUUCGGUGUCACCAUUGAACACCAAAAGACUGCUACCGACGCGUUAUAAGACGAAGAAUGCUAUAAUGAGUAUUUUGCGCAAUGGUGAGGUUGUCCUGGAAUUUCUAAAAUUUCGGCCAAAAUUAAAUGAAGAUCGCGUCACUGAUAUUUGCCGCAUAUCGGACGACGGACAGCGUAUCAUAAUUUACCAGCCAGAUCCUGGGCGUGGCCUACCAAUAAGAGAGCAGCCACCAGAUUUUCAAAUACCAAGCGGCGACUGUGUUUAUAAUUACGAAACUUUGCCCAGUAAACACUGGAAAAAAUAUGUGUACGGUGCUCGAUUUGUGGGCCUGGUGAAAAGCAAAACACCAAAAGUCACAUACUUCAGUGCCCUAGGCAAAUGCCAAUUAAUGGAGACGAUGACGGACUUUGAGAUUCGCUUCUAUUCGGGGUCAAAGCUUCUAAAGUCGCCCUCCGACGGACUUAAGGUCUUCGAUGCAAAUGGAAUGUUGCUGUCUGAUCAUUCCUGCUCGGAGCCGCGAUCCUUGAUAGAGCAUGGAAACGAGUGUUUUACCCACUGUGUCAACAUUAGUAAUGCCUUGGAGGUUGCUCAGACGAAAGACAAUACGUGUUUUCCGGUAACAAUCGGACGAAGACCCAUCACAGAUGUUCAGCCAGCUCAGAGAUUGGAUGGCUUGCGGGAUACCACAAACUUUGCGUAUUCCACACCAAAAUCAAAUCAGGGUUCAAUCAACUUUUCCGUAAGCACUAUUUCGUCGACUCAAAAUACCACAGACUUCGGAACCAACUACUCGAGGUCAAACAUGCUAGCCGCCCAUCAAAAUGUCCCCAUCAAGCGUAUCAACGUUCCUGAUGUUGGAAUCGCUACUGAGCUCUCGCAUGGAGUUGUCCAAGUGCAGUUUUAUGAUGGAUCCGUAGUGUCAGUUAUUCCGCACAUACAAGGUGGAGGCAUAACUUUUACCCAGCCCAAUGGAACUUCAACCCACUUCGGCAAAGACGACGACUUGCCAUUCGCGGUCAGAGAUAGAAUCAGUCAGAUUCCCAACAUUCAGUUGAAGUUAAAGACCGCUCCAAUGCUGGUAAGCGGCAGGAAGAUUGACUACAACAAUGCAAUGACUCCCAAAACGACAACGCCUUGCUACAAUCGCAUACUUUUAUAACUAAAUCAAAAAAAGUCCGCUCAAAUAGUUUCUUAAGUUUGAACGAAUAUAUUUGUAUUGUAAAUUAAUGGUAAAUAUAUAUUUUAUAAGUUUUUCCCAGUCCUCA
Drosophila gunungcola (fruit fly) is the source of this 2570-nucleotide messenger RNA. It is a transcript of the gene SAK, whose product is annotated as serine/threonine-protein kinase PLK4. Bases 152 to 2464 code for a protein of 770 amino acids. Gene Ontology annotation, biological process: protein phosphorylation. Lineage: Eukaryota; Metazoa; Arthropoda; Insecta; Diptera; Drosophilidae. Gene Ontology annotation, molecular function: ATP binding; protein binding; protein kinase activity. The record is from RefSeq and is a predicted model, not a curated record. The transcript is spliced from 7 exons.